GUCUGCUGGUCUGCACGGACGGUUAUUUGUAAACGCCAUCAUGUGGUCUGUUGUCUUCCUUGCUGUGCUGCUCGUCGCAGGGGCAGUCGCUGACGACUCAAACCCUUGCGCCGCGCAGGGUGGGUCUCCCUAUGAUUACAAGCAGGCGCUAUGUAUGGGCAUUCUGUUCUACGACGCCCAGCGCUCGGGGCCGCUGGACGGCAGCGAACGCUUCGACUGGCGCGGCGACUCCGCCCUCGGCGACGGCAGCGAUAACGGCCUCGACCUCACGGGGGGCUACUACGAUGCUGGUGACCACGUCAAGUUUGGCUUCCCGAUGGCCUACAGCGUGACUGUCUUGUCCUGGGGCCUGCUGUCCUACCGUGCAGGAUACGAAGCUGCAGGACAAGUGACGGCUGCUGAGAACGCCAUCCGCUUCGGCACAGACUACUUCCUGAAGGCCCACUCCGCCAGCAUGACUUUGUGGGGCCAGGUUGGUGACGGUAACGCUGACCACGCGUACUGGGGUCGUCCUGAAGACAUGACCAUGGCACGACCCUCCUGGAAGAUCGACACCAACGCCCCUGGCUCGGACUUGGCCGGAGAAACGGCAGCUGCUCUUGCCGCGGCUUCCAUCGUCUUCUACAACUCCGACAACGCGUACUCGGUGCGUCUGCUUGAUGCCGCUAAGGACCUCUUCGCCUUCGCCGACCAGCACCGUGGGAAAUACUCCGAUUCCAUCCCCGCCGCCGCCAACUUCUACCAAUCAUUCAGCGGCUACCAGGAUGAGCUGGUGUGGUCCGCGGUGUGGUUGUAUAAGGCCACUGGAGACCAAACUUACGCUGACAAGGCCAAGUCCUUCUGGGACCAGUUCGGGACCGGCCAGUCCGGAUACGGCUUCGGUUGGGACAACAAGAAUUCCGGGGCAAUGGUGCUGAUGGCGGAGGAGUUCGGCGGUCAGUACACCAGCGCCCUGCAGAGCUUCAUGAACGACAUCCGCGGGUUCCCCACCACCCCUGGCGGGAUGGUCUUCAUCGAUCAGUGGGGCUCCCUCAGACAGGCCCUUAACGUCGCCUUCAUCGGCUUCAAGGCCGCUGACCUCGGCAUCGACUCGUCCACCAACAGGGCGUGGGCGGCCCGUCAGGUGGACUACGCCCUGGGCUCCGUUGGACACUCGUACGUGGUGGGCUUCGGCAACAACCCACCCCUGCGACCCCACCACCGCUCCAGCUCGUGCCCCUACCCCCCCACCUCGUGCACUGAUGGGUGGGCACAGAGUCAGUCUGGCCCCAACCCCCACACCCUCUACGGCGCCGUCGUCGGAGGCCCUGACCAGAAUGACGGCUACACCGACGAUCGUAACGACUACGUAAAGAACGAAGUGGCCUGCGACUACAACGCUGCCUUCACCGGCGACCUGGCGGCCAUGAUCGUCAACAACCUUUAAUAACCUGGCAACAACCUCUGAUGACCCGGCAACUAACCCUGAUGACCCGGCAACUAACCCUGAUGUCCCGACAACAACCUCUGAUGACCUGGCAACAACCUCUGAUGACCUGGCAAUAACCUCUGAUGACCCGGGAACCAAGGAUGAUGUAACUUGUAGUUUUAAAUAAAUUCAGGCGUUCAUUA
Molecule: messenger RNA, 1611 nt
Organism: Hyalella azteca
Lineage: Eukaryota; Metazoa; Arthropoda; Malacostraca; Amphipoda; Hyalellidae
Product: endoglucanase E-4
Exons: 14
Coding region: 41-1426 (461 amino acids)
Biological process (GO): carbohydrate metabolic process
Molecular function (GO): hydrolase activity, hydrolyzing O-glycosyl compounds
Source: RefSeq, a predicted model, not a curated record